GACUGUGUCAUCCUCUUCCUGGUUUGGCUCCUCCUCUAGGAAGUGUCUUUUUGGAAAACUGAUUUAUAUAUAUUCUUAGAGAUUUCUGAAGGAAAAGGAGAAGCAUCUGAGCCGGAGUUCUUGGAUUUAGAUGGAAGAAACUGGAAGGAUGAAGGUGAGGGAAGGCAGAGGAAAGAAAGGGAAGGCAAGUUUUCCAAACAGAAGGCUCCAUGUGGAUGUUUCGACUGCUGCAGUAGAGUCUAGCAUUUCCCACCAUUUCAGGCUAAUAUUGUCUAAAGAUGAAAAUGGAGACCCGAGAAGCCCUUACAAGUACUAUACCAGGGCAGGUGUCACGGGAAGUGAGAGGGAGCUGCCAUGUUGGGAUGAUGGAAGCAUUUCUGCAGAGGAGACCAACUGAGGUGAAACAGGAACUCGACAAAGACUCACUUCAGCGGUGGGAAACCCAAUGGCAGGAGUUCCUGAAGAGCGUGGAAGGCCCUCACCCAAACUGGGGCACCUCUCAGUCGAGGGAGGAGCCGUGGGACGACGCCAAAGCCUUCCUGGCCUCCUUUGAGCAAGUGGCCCAAGCCUGCCGGUGGCCCAAGGAAGAGUGGGUGCCCCGGCUCCUGCCAGCAUUGAGUGGAGAGGCCAAGCGGGCCUUCACCAGCCUGGAGGCCGAAGGCAGGGAGGAUUAUGGGAAAGUGAAGGCUGCCAUCUUGCACAGGGAUGCCAUGUGGAGGGAGGAACAGCGGCAGUGUUUCCGGCGUUUCCGCUACCGAGUGGCCGAGGGGCCGAGAGGGGCUUACGGGCAGCUUCAGGAACUGUGUUGCCGGUGGCUGAAAGCUGAAAGGCAUUCAAAGGAGCAGAUCCUGGAGCUGCUGGUCUUGGAACAGUUCUUGGCCGUCCUACCUCCAGAGUUAGAGGCCUGGGUCAAGGAAUGUGGUCCAGAAACUUGCUCCCAGGCGGUGGCCUUGGCGGAGGACUUCCUCCAGAAGCAAGAGUCCAGGUGUCAAGCAAGCCAGGUGCAAUCUGAGGGAGAAGAGGAGACCGUGGAUUCCCCUGAAGAUGACCAAGCCCUGCCUGAGAUCGAGCAGAAGAAACUUAGUGUGGAGACCAAACAGGAAGAUGACAGCGGGGAUAUUGGACCCUUGGAUGAUGAAUGGAAAGAUGAGAAUGAGAGGCAAUUGUGUGAGGAUUCCUCAGAAAGAACAGAGUGUGAAGCAUUGAAGGAGAAUGUUUGGAGGCAAGAUGGGCCAGCGAGCAAAGACGGAAACCACACGGAAGAGACGGAAGCCAAAUCUUUCCUGUUUCAGGUGGAAAACUUCCACAAAAUCUCAGUCCAACAGGAAAAAGAAAAGAAGCGGAUUGCUUUCCCCAGUGUUCAUUGGAGAAUUCACCCUGAGGACAAAUCAGAUUUAAUGUUUGAAAAGACGUUCAGCCAGAGUGGAAACCUCACUGAAUGUGAAAUGCUUUAUGAAGGGACAAGUUCCAACAUAUACCUGAAUCAAAGUAUUCCUGCAGAUGAGAAACAGUUUAUGAAUUCGGAUCUUGGUAAGAUGAAGCAUGCAAGGAUCCCAAAAGGGCAGAAGCUGUAUAAAUGUUUGGAGUGUGGGAAAUGCUUUGGUCGGAGUUCACACCUUACUUCACACCAGAUAAUCCACACUGGGGAGAAGCCGUAUCAGUGCUUGGAGUGUGGGAAAGGUUUCGUCCAGAGCGCCCACCUCACGUCACACCAAAUCAUCCACACGGGAGAGAAGCCAUACCAGUGCUCUGAAUGUGGGAAGAGCUUCAACAAGAGCACCAACUUCCUGAGGCAUCAGAAGAUCCACAAGGGGGAGAAACCACACCGCUGCCUGGAUUGCAGCAAAAGCUUUGCUGACAAGCAGAGCCUCCUUCAACACCAAAGAGUGCACACUGGGGAGAAGCCCUAUCAGUGUACGGAGUGCGGAAAGAGUUUCAGUCACCGAGGAAGCUUCAGCGCCCAUCAACGGAUGCACACCGGGGAGAGGCCGUACACUUGCUCCGAAUGUGGCAAGAGCUUCCGUGACCAAUCAAGUCUUAUCAGACAUAAGAGGAUCCACACCGGAGAGAAACCGUACACCUGUUCAGAGUGUGGGAAGAGCUUCAAUCAAAGUACCAACCUGACUUUACAUCAGAGAAUCCACAUCGAAGGGAAGUUGUCACACGAACCUCAGCAUGUGCUGGAUUCUGGGAUGGCUGUGUUAGUCUUUUCAUCCAAUACAACAAACAGUCUAGUGGCAUCUUAAAAAUAAGUACGAGGGUUGAAUGAAAAGUAAUGGCUCCACCUUCAUAACUCCUCAACAGAUGGCGGUCCUGGUCUGCGGCAGGUCCUGGCAUGUUCAGUAGACUCUCCUCUACAGUUCCAUUCAGCAGGAAGCCUUAGCAUUCAAUGGCUGUGUUGUUAAAGUGCAAAGUAUGGGACCCUGCGCAGAUGGUCAGUCAAUGUGACUUAAGCAAUGUGCAGUCAUUGAAUUCUUGACAGCAGAAGGUGUCACCCCAAAGGAGAAAGGCAUCACCUUCAUUCUCGUAAUGCGAGAAGAGUUCCUGGCAAAUUUCAAGUCUGUGUGCUUUCAUUUCAAGCAUCAACAUCCUGGAUACCCAUUGUGCACAGAUCUUCUGAUAGCCAAGCAAAGCAAUCAUGUGAUCCACACGUUCUUGUGAAAUGCCGAUUAUGCUUGAAAUUUCUCUCUGAGUGAUACAAUUUAUUUAUUUUAUUUAUUUACAGCAUUUAUAUUCUGCCCUUCUCACCCC
Messenger RNA from Anolis carolinensis (green anole), 2751 nucleotides. Its product is annotated as zinc finger protein 436-like. Gene Ontology annotation, molecular function: RNA polymerase II cis-regulatory region sequence-specific DNA binding; DNA-binding transcription factor activity. The transcript has 4 exons. Gene Ontology annotation, biological process: regulation of transcription by RNA polymerase II. The record is from RefSeq and is a predicted model, not a curated record. NCBI's taxonomy places the organism in Eukaryota, Metazoa, Chordata, Lepidosauria, Squamata, Anolidae. The coding region runs from base 279 to 2246 and encodes 655 amino acids.